CUUGUCUCUUCCUCUCUCCUCCUCUGCCUCAGUCGCUCUCUUCCAGCUGAGGGUGGAGGCUGAUGGCCGAUUCAAUGGAGAGGAUGGAGAAAACGGGGAAUUAGUAGUUCUUCUCUUGUUUUCACAACGCGACUGGGUACUAGCACUAUAUCUUUAGAAAACUGAUUUGAAUGGGAACCAAAGCCCUAAAAUGACCCGGGGAGAGAACGCUGAUUUGCUGCAGAAGGCGUAAAUCAUCCAAGACCCCCAUGGAGCAGGAUGUUGAGAGCCCAGCCAUCAUUAGACAGCCCAGGUUGCCCAAACAGGCUCGUGAGGAUUUGCCUAAACAGCUGGCAGAAAUAGAUAGGGCAAAGAGGAUCCAGCGGUAUGUCCAGAAAGACGGGAAGUGCAAUGUCCAUCAUGGAAAUGUUCGCGAGACGUAUCGUUAUCUGACAGACAUUUUCACCACACUAGUGGAUCUCAAAUGGAGGUUCAAUCUCUUCAUCUUUGUUUUGGUUUACACAGUUACAUGGCUCUUUUUUGGCUUCAUGUGGUGGCUAAUCGCUUACCUCCGAGGUGAUCUGGACCAUAUAGCGGACAACCAGUGGACUCCCUGUGUCAAUAAUCUAAAUGGGUUCGUAUCUGCCUUUCUGUUCUCCAUUGAGACAGAAACCACCAUUGGUUAUGGAUAUCGGGUAAUCACGGACAAAUGUCCAGAGGGAAUAGUUCUGCUUUUAGUUCAGUCAGUGCUGGGAUCAAUCGUGAAUGCCUUUAUGGUGGGUUGCAUGUUUGUUAAGAUCUCGCAGCCAAAGAAGCGAGCUGAAACACUAGUGUUUUCCACCAAUGCGGUCAUCUCAAUGAGAGAUGGUCGACUGUGCCUGAUGUUUCGUGUUGGAGACCUCAGAAACUCGCACAUCGUCGAGGCCUCAAUCCGAGCCAAGCUAAUCAAGUCAAAGCAGACAAAGGAAGGUGAAUUCAUCCCUCUGAACCAGACAGACAUCAAUGUGGGUUAUAACACAGGAGAUGACAGGCUCUUCCUAGUGUCACCGCUCAUUAUUUGUCAUGAGAUCAAUCAGAACAGCCCCUUCUGGGAGAUCUCGCAAGCCCACCUGGCCAAGGAAGAAGUGGAGAUUGUGGUCAUCCUGGAGGGCAUGGUGGAGGCCACAGGCAUGACAUGCCAGGCGAGGAGUUCAUACGUGAGCAGUGAGAUCAAGUGGGGCUACCGCUUCACACCAGUCCUGACAUUGGAGGAUGGUUUCUAUGAGGUGGAUUAUAAUAGCUUCCACAAUAUCUAUGAGACUAACACACCCACCUGCAGUGCCAAAGAGCUGGCUGACAUGACCAGCCGGGCUCGCUUGCCCCUUACGUGGUCACUGGCUAGUAAGCUGAGCCAACAAGGUCUACCAGAGUCUCAGCAGGAAAUUCAGGAGACCACGACCAGCAUGGACAACGAGGAGAAGAGCCAGCAGACUGAACGCAAUGGAGACAUCGCCAAAAUAGAAAGUGAAUCCAAAGUGUAGCCAAUUCAAUACAGAAAAGGAAGGCAGAGGGUUGGAGACGUACGAAUGCAUGGCUCCCAUUGUUGAAUGUCUACACAAGCUUAGAGAGCACAAGUCAGAUGUUGAGGUAUGAAAUGAGGACCCAUGUGCACCGUUAACCUAGUAUAUCUGCACCAACAAUCACCUGUUCUCAGCGAAUCAGCCCCUCCCCCUCGUCACCCCCACAAAAAGAGCAACUCAGACAUGUGGCCAACCGCUGAACUGGAAAACACUGCGGCAAGUGCAUGUUUCAAAUAUAAUGUGAUGUCCUCCUGAUGAGAUUCCUAUUAUUUUUGUUAUUCAAAUAUUCCAACGGGCAUUUACAUAAGUAUUUUUGUAUAUACUAUACAAUGUUUUGAAAUCUUUGUUUUGUUUGCGGUGUGAAUAUUUGACAGAUGUUUGAUACAGAUUCAUUUAGGUUAGUUCUGUAUAUACUCUCUGCCUUACUGUAUGUAUAAAGCUUACAUUUAUUGUUUUUUUCAGAAAUAUAUAAGCAUGUAUACGAUAAUCUGCAGCUGAUUUAUCUUGUAUUGUGUAUAUACUGUAUAAUGAUAGUGGUAUUAGCAGAACAUGACUCACAAUGGAUGCAAAUUCUAGUUCAAACCAAUGCCAAAUUCUUCCCCACGAUAAAUCUUUGCAGUAUAAUAUUACAUGUCUACAAUACAGUUCUUUGAGAAGCCAUGACUCAGUGUCUGCAGCUGAGUGACUUCAGUGAAUGGCCCUUUAAAACUGCAUUUUGUUAGUUUUGCACUUUGGAGGCCUCUGAUGGUGAAAGUUGCUAUAUCAGUCUCCAGAAAUUCUACAAAUGUCAUCUGUUAUCAAAAAUAAACAAUAAAUUACAUAUGCACAUGA
Messenger RNA from Sphaeramia orbicularis (orbiculate cardinalfish), 2369 nucleotides. RefSeq names its product G protein-activated inward rectifier potassium channel 2-like. The coding region runs from base 249 to 1499 and encodes 416 amino acids. Gene Ontology annotation, cellular component: plasma membrane. The transcript has 3 exons. Gene Ontology annotation, biological process: regulation of monoatomic ion transmembrane transport; potassium ion import across plasma membrane. The record is from RefSeq and is a predicted model, not a curated record. Gene Ontology annotation, molecular function: G-protein activated inward rectifier potassium channel activity. NCBI's taxonomy places the organism in Eukaryota, Metazoa, Chordata, Actinopteri, Kurtiformes, Apogonidae.